UUAAAAGAGCCAUUUUAAACCGUGGCGUCAUAUCUCUCUUUGUCCCCAAUCUCACACUACACACAGAGAGCUGAGGACGUCGACUGCGAAACCUUUCCUUUGAGAGUGAGACUCCGGCACUCCAACUCAAAUUUGAGGACUGUUGAUGUAAAUACCUAUUCCGCACCAUCGAAAAUGUGGCAGCGGCUCCGCAAUGGCUGGUUAGAGAUUCUGAACAUUCAGAAGUUCAGGAGAAUCGUGUCUUACACUGGCUUUUUCUGUUUUUCUACGCUGAUCAACUUUGCUUACACCAACAAUACGACGAGAGCUGGACACUCGAGGGCUGAUCAGUUCUAUGCAUCUUAUCCAGCUGGUACUGAGCUUCUUACCGAUACUGGGAAGUUGUAUAAAGCUGCACUUGGCAAUUGCUUUGAAAUAGAGGAGUGGGGGCCGAUUGAAUGGAGCAUUUUGGCUAAACAUUUUGAACGGCAAGGGAAAUCACCGUAUGCUUACCAUUCACAAUAUAUGGCACAUCUGGCCUCCCUCGGGCAACUGGAUGGAAGCGGCUAGCUUAAGGAUGACGAUAUAUCCAAUAUGAUGAUAUCAGGAUCAUAUCUGAGUGACAUAUGAAGUUGUUUGAGAGGUAUAGCUUAAAAUAGAUGACCAUUUUGUGAGGGUGUUGGCAACACAAGCCACUGAGAGCACUACACUCAGUGUGCCCUCUUAGUGCUUAGGGUUGUUACUGCCCUACGUAAGUACGUAUUCCAUACCUAAAACAGAGUUAUAAAAGUGCAGCCUUAUACUUGAGUUAGAUUUAUAGUUCCCCUUCACCUAAUGGUAGAUCGAUCAGUUUCGUGACUUGAUAUAAAUUUGUGGAGACUUGCAUUGGAUUAUUUGGUUUUGAAUAAAUGGAUUAAGUUUGGAUAA
Molecule: messenger RNA, 906 nt
Organism: Salvia splendens (bonfire salvia)
Lineage: Eukaryota; Viridiplantae; Streptophyta; Magnoliopsida; Lamiales; Lamiaceae
Exons: 5
Coding region: 175-549 (124 amino acids)
Source: RefSeq, a predicted model, not a curated record